Messenger RNA from Pangasianodon hypophthalmus (striped catfish), 2622 nucleotides. Its product is annotated as C-C chemokine receptor type 5. Gene Ontology annotation, cellular component: membrane. The record is from RefSeq and is a predicted model, not a curated record. Bases 231 to 1295 code for a protein of 354 amino acids. Gene Ontology annotation, molecular function: chemokine receptor activity. NCBI's taxonomy places the organism in Eukaryota, Metazoa, Chordata, Actinopteri, Siluriformes, Pangasiidae. The transcript is spliced from 5 exons. Gene Ontology annotation, biological process: G protein-coupled receptor signaling pathway; chemotaxis; immune response.
CACAGCCUUCUUUCACAAUCACUUUUGGACUGAGGAGACAUUGCCAUGAAUUACUCUAACAUGUCCAACGGCUUCCAGUGAAGACGAAAGCAGUGGGGAUUAUGACACUAACACACUGACUUCAGGACAAAGCCCCAUCUCAGAAAAAUCAUAGCUCAGCAUCUUGUCAUAUACCAGUAUAUACACAAUCACUCUUGGAUUGAGGAGACAUUGUCACGAAUUGCUCCAACAUGUCAAACGCUGAGAACUUCUCUGACUACUAUGACCUAAGUACAGAUAAUGGCACCAGGUACCAGGACUGCAACACCAACUAUGUAAUGGACUUCAUGCGAGUCUUCCUCCCUACACUCUACAGCAUUGUCUUCAUUGUAGGAUUCAUUGGCAAUGGCCUGGUGUUGUGUGUCCUGAUCAAGUACCACAAAACAUCCAACAUGCCAGAUCUGUGUCUCUUCAACCUGGCACUUUCUGACAUCCUCUUCCUUAUCUCAUUGCCUUUCUGGGCCCACUACGCUGCCAUCACUGAGUGGAUCUUCGGGAGCUUCAUGUGCCAUGCAGUGACAGCGCUCUACAUGUUGGGAUUCUAUGGAAGUAUGUUCUUCAUGGUCCUCAUGACCAUAGACCGCUACACUGUCAUUGUCCACACCUAUACCUCCCUCUUGUCCAAGCACCGGUCUGUCAGAGCUCAAAUAGCCCUGGCUUUGCUUAUGUGGGCACUUAGCUUGGGAGCUUCCCUGCCAACCAUCAUUUUCUCCCAAGUAAAGAAUGAAUCAGAUUUUGUGCAAUAUCCCCAAGGGACAGUGUGGACAUUAUUCUCUUACAUUGAGCUGAACAUCCUCGGCUUCAUUAUUCCUCUCUCAGUGAUGGUGUUCUGCUACUCACGCAUCAUCCCCAUUUUAACGACCAUGAAGUCUCGGAAAAAACACAAUGCUGUCAGGCUCCUGCUGGUCUUGGUCACUGUUUUCUUCCUCUUCUGGACACCCUACAACAUUGUCAUCUUCCUGAAGUUCCUGCAACUUCAACUGGGCUACAUGAACACCUGUCAGUGGAAUCAGGACCUGCACAUGGCUAUGCAGUGGGUGGAAACCAUAGCGUUCAUUCACUGCUGCCUCAACCCCAUAAUCUACGCCUUUGUGGGGCAGAAAUUCAGGAAGUUAUUUCUAAUGAUCCUGAAAGAGUGGUUUCCUGUUUGUUUUGGUCACUGCACAACAAAUGAAAGUGAGUUCUCAGAGAGGAUGACCACUAUGCACACACGCUCGUCAGUAAUUUCCAGCACAAAGACAAAAUCAAAAGAGUAACCGUUAUUACUUGUUAUGGCCAAAGCCUGUUUCAAUUUCUAAAAAGUCCACAAAUCCAUAAUACAAAAAUGGGCCUUUUUUCCAGAGUAGGCUCGUGAUUAUUUGCUGUAUUGUACAGUUUCUACAUGCUUUAUAUAAUUAGAUCAUUUUAAACUAAUAGUGCACAUAUUGCCUGCAGCAAGUAUCAAGCCCCUUUUAAGAACAGUUUACUAAGAAUAUGUAUUUUCUUUAUAAAUAAAAUGUUAAACAAACAUCUGAUUACAGAAAACUUCACCUUUUCAGGAAUUACACACAUUUAUCUUUGGAAAAUAAUAUUAUUAGCCUUUGAUUAUAUAGAUCUUCCUCCAAACAAGUAUCUGUAUAAGUUGUUACUAUAGAAACAAUAACAUAUUAGAACAAGUGCAUUGAUGUAAAUAUACUAUUUAAAUUACAGCCAGCGCUAUUGUGAGAGUUGCUGUUAAAGAUAAUUAAUCAACACCUUCUGACCAAUCAGAUGAAUUCAGUAAGUAUGAAUUAUGACAAAGCAUGAUUCCUUUUUCGUUUUUAUUGUUAUAAAGCAAAGCACAUUAACCCUGGUAGAUACAUUAUUUUCUUGACUGUUUUCAUUUUGUGAUAAAAAAGGUCAAGUGAAUAAAUAAACUUAACAUGUUCUAAAAUUGUAUUUAGUAAAACAUGAUUAAAAAUGGCUACUUUGUUUACCUGUUGUCUUUCUUUUAAAUUGUCCUGAUUUUAAUCAAGUAAGGCUUAAUUAAAAGAAGACAGAAAAAAGACUGCUGACAUUUUUCUGUGUUUAGUGUUCAGACAAAACAAAAAAUCAUGGACACAUAUGAUCAACACAAGAUGUUAUGAAAAAUGAGUUGACUGACAUUAGUGAUUUGUGCACAAUAUGACAAACUAACACAAUGUUGUCUUCAAGCACGAUACUGUAUGUAUUUUUUUAUAUUGUUGGUUACUAACCACUCAUAUGGAAGUGUUAUUCUUUUUUCUGUUCAAUUCUGUGGUAAUUGUUUUUAUCUUUUUGGCAUGGUUAACAUUUACUUUUCCACUUAAUUGAUAAAAUACAUAAUAUGAUCCCAGCAUGCAACUGAUGUAUGAGAGUGGCCAAGAGAAGCUGUUAAUAUAUCAUACAUUAUCUGCUAAUUCCAUAUCAGUAUGGUGUUUUCUGCAAGGUUGACAAUGUUGCUCCAGUAUACAUUGGGCAAUAUUAUGCACUAGAUUAUAUUGCACCUCUAAAGUUGGACUCUCUGAAUUUUUCGUAACUUAAAAUAUCUGUUCUGAAUGUCAACUAUAUCACUCCAAAAUAAAUUUUACAAAUUUAUACAUACUA